This is a messenger RNA of Perognathus longimembris pacificus (Pacific pocket mouse), 1160 nucleotides long. RefSeq names its product protein FAM204A-like. The transcript has 3 exons. The coding region runs from base 21 to 725 and encodes 234 amino acids. NCBI's taxonomy places the organism in Eukaryota, Metazoa, Chordata, Mammalia, Rodentia, Heteromyidae. The record is from RefSeq and is a predicted model, not a curated record.
CUUUCCCAGCAGAAGAAAGGAUGUGGAGUGAGCUACUGCCUCCUGGCCUAAAUGAAAGUGAUAUUGAGUCCAAUUCUGAAGAUGAAGCCAUACCUCAGAACUCCAAGUUUAACGUACAAGCAGUUAAGGAGGAUGGGACCAGUAGGAAACCAGAUUCCUCAGAGUUCCCGGAAGAUGGGUCAGAAACUAAGCCCGGGGUCCAAGCAAAUGCAUAUGAAGAGUGCCCUUCUGGAAUUCCCAUAAAUAUGUGGAAUACAUUUCAAGAAUUGCAUAAAAAACAUUCUGAACAGAAAACUUCAGCCUCAAGAUUCAGAGGGAGAAAAAGAAAGCACUCCAGAAAAGAGAAGUUGAAGAAUGAAAAAGAAUUUCAUAGUGAACAGUCCUCAAAUGAAGCCCAAUGGAAGGAGCUUACUCAGUAUUUUGGAGCCAAUGAUAGAUUUGAACCUCCUGUAAAAAAGGAAAAGGUUGAAAAGUCAGGUCUCAAAAAGGGGAUAGGCCAGGCUGUGGAGGAGUGGGAUGUUGAGAAGGCUGAGGACCUCAGCAACCAGCUAGCUAUGCAAGAGCUUGGUGUAAAAAUUGCCGAAAGGGUAAUUGCCUGCCACAAGUUUGUAGAAACCAAAAAGGAAGCUGAAAAUUCACAGGCUGCUCAAAAGAAAAAGAAGCUGGCAUGGGGGUUUGAAGCAAAGAAGAGAUGGGAAAACAAAAGCAACAUGGGAUAUAUGUAACCUUGCAGACCUCAGAACACUUAACAGACUCAUGUGCUCACAUUAACAAGACUUUCCUGCUUAAAUGUGUUCAAAAUUGAUAGAUGUAAGAAAUUGAAGUAGAAAAAUGUGCAUAAAACUUAGGAGUUGAUUAUCAACUGUUGGACUUUUUCUAAGGAGUUUAUACUUGAAAUGAAUAUUUUUGUUAUUUGUGUAAGAAAUCUAAGCAUACACAGAGGGGAAAAGUAUGGGAUUUUUCUAAAAUCAAUGUGUUUUCCAUUUGUUUGGUAUAGUGAAGCCUGUGAGGUCCUUGGACCUUCUUAUCUGUUCUAGGCAUGACUACACUGUUUCUGGAAUCAUGGUUUUAAGAUUGUGACAGCUUUUACAAAUAACUUAAUGUCAUGAAAACAAUUAUUGAUCCCUUAUUGGCAGCAGUAGAAUUUAUAUUUUUAUGGU